Striga hermonthica is the source of this 969-nucleotide messenger RNA. Lineage: Eukaryota; Viridiplantae; Streptophyta; Magnoliopsida; Lamiales; Orobanchaceae. The record is from the annotation of a GenBank genome assembly.
AUGGAGGCUGGUGAAAUUGCUUUUGAUAGUAAUGGCGAACUUUUAGUUGGGACAUCUUAUACUCUCCCUAAUCUUGCCACCCACCUGUCGAAAAACGAGCCUUUUGAUGGCCCUGAAUUUGAAGGUGUCCAAGGAUCGCCUGCAAAGAAGAGGAAGAUCGAGACCAGCAAUCAGAAUGCACUAGAGAAAGAUGAAACUCCAGGUGUCACAAACUGUUAUAUUUUCAAGAGUCGGCUUCAAGAGUUUUGCCAGAAAGCUGGGUUUACAACUCCUGUUUACGAUACCAUCAAGGAAGGCCCUUCCCAUGAGCCAUUUUUCAGAUCAACUGUGAUUGUAAACAAUGCGAGGUACGAUUCUCUUCCCGGAUUUUUCAACCGCAAAGCAGCCGAGCAGUCAGCGGCCGAAGUUGCACUAGUAGAACUCGCCAACUCUGCUGAUAUGAAAUUCUGGAUCUCUCAACCUGUGCAAGAAACGGGCCUAUGCAAAAAUGUGCUCCAAGAAUACGCCCAGAAGAUGAACUAUGCCAUUCCUUUAUACGAGUGCCACAAGGUAGAAAAACCAGGCCGGGCCUCCGCAUACUCAUGUGUGGUCGAAAUUGGGGGCAUCAAAUACAUAGGAGCCUUAGCCAGCACAAAAAAGGAAGCUGAGAUCAAAGCUGCCCGAACGGCUAUGAUAGCCAUCCAAUCAUCUGUCUCCAACUCUGAAGAUGGGACUGGCAACUCUCUCUACACGGUUCUCCCACAGAAAAAGAAAUCAACUGUUAAUAACAAAACUAGUACGAGCACCAAGGAUAAUGCAAAACUGGGGCCCUCUAAAAAGAAAAAAGGCGGCUUUAAGAAGAAGAAGGCUUUCAAGAAGCAGAAGCCUGUUGAAGGGGAGAUCCUUCCGGAAGUGAAAAUGAACGGUGGGGAUGGAUUGGGGUUGGACGAGGUCAAGAUGGUGAAUACUUGUGAUCCGGGGGACUGUUGA